UGCGCCCUUGCGGCGGGGCUGGCGGGCGGCAUCGAGCGCUGCGGAGCCGCCGCCGCCGCCCGGGCCAGCCCAGCCCUGCCCGGCCCGGCCCGGCCCAUGGCGUCCCCGGCGGCCGCGCUGCCCCCGGCCCGCCGUGACUUCUACUGGCUGCGCUCCUUCAUCGCCGGAGGUGUUGCAGGAUGUUGUGCCAAAACAACUACUGCACCACUGGAUCGAGUAAAGAUUUUGCUGCAAGCUCAUAACCACCAUUACAAACAUCUAGGAGUGUUUUCCACGUUGUGUGCUGUCCCCAAAAAGGAAGGUUACCUUGGGCUGUACAAAGGAAACGGGGCAAUGAUGAUUAGAAUCUUUCCGUAUGGCGCUAUUCAGUUUAUGGCCUUUGACCAAUAUAAAAAGGUAAUAAAGAAACAACUUGGGAUUUCGGGGCAUGUGCAUCGAUUAAUGGCUGGAUCCAUGGCAGGUAUUACAGCAGUGAUUUGUACUUACCCUCUUGAUAUGGUUAGAGUUCGUCUGGCGUUCCAAGUCAAAGGGGAACACAGGUACAUGGGAAUUAUCCAUGCAUUCAAGAUGAUUUACACAAAGGAAGGUGGUUUUAGAGGGUUCUACAGAGGGCUGAUGCCAACUGUUGUAGGAAUGGCACCGUAUGCGGGUUUUUCAUUUUUUACCUUUGGUACCUUAAAGAGCAUUGGACUUGCUCAAGCACCUAACUUGCUUGGACGGCCUUCAUUAGAUAACCCCGAUGUCUUAGUUUUGAAAACACAUGUAAAUCUGCUGUGUGGUGGCAUAGCUGGAGCAAUAGCUCAGACGAUAUCAUAUCCCCUGGAUGUAACUCGGAGGAGAAUGCAGUUGGGAGCGGUUCUCCCAGACUCUGAAAAGUGCCUUACAAUGGUGCAGACACUGAAGUAUGUGUAUCAACAACACGGAAUACGAAGAGGACUGUACCGUGGUUUAUCUCUAAAUUACAUCCGUUGUAUUCCUUCCCAGGCCGUGGCUUUUACCACAUAUGAACUUAUGAAACAAUUCUUGCACCUCAACUGAUUCUUUUCUUUAGAAUACUUUUCUGUAAAACUACACUACCAAUCCUCAAAUUAUAUUGAUGAGUAAAUUACUUGAAGUUUAAAAAAAGCUCUCUGUUACUGUGGACCUGCUGUUGUCUGAUAUCUUUAUUUGCCAAAAUGUGGUUGAUUUCCUGGAGUCAAACCAGGUGACAGAUCAAAAUAAACAUUAGGUAGCUCUAAACACUUUUUUUGCACUUGAUCUUCUAGGCUUCAUUAGAUUAAUGUUAAGAAUGACAGUUUGAAAAUUACACCCACAUUUUAUCCAGGUUCCAAGCAGUUAGUUAUUGAGCUUUAUCACCAUUCCAGGACUUAUGUGCUGCUGGUUACUCUGCUUUUUAAGCUGGUAAUUAGGCAUCUGUUGUUCUUUAAAAAUUAAAUGGAAUAAACUGAUUUGAACAUAAUGCAGCCAUUUUGGUAUUCAGAUACUUGCCAGGUGUGUAGAAGCUGAACUCAGCAGACCACAAUUUCAGCCUCUUUUCCUUCUUUUCCUGAACAAAUUUUCUGUAUGCAAGAACAAUGCAUAUGUCUUGAGACUGGUACAUAGGAAAGUCUCUGCAACCAUUUCAGUAAAAAACUACAAGAUGUAUUUAGCAGUGUUAGAAAGUCUUGCAAUUUGGAAACCAGUUUCUUGGCAUACGUUCUGUUCUAAAAAAUGCUGUGCCUACACAAGUAAAGGCAGGGAGGACUUUAAGAGUGAUGAGUGCUAGAAAAGAUCUCUUUAAGGCAGGUGGGAGAGGCCUGAUCCUACAAGGCUUUUCUGUAUCUUUUCUGUGGAGCUGAAUGUUCUUGGUUUGAAGGCCGAGUGUGUCAUGUACUUUGCAGGACUAGCUGGUGUAAACAGGUUUUUCCCUACCUGGAGCCAGGGUGACAAACAGGACUUGCUGCAUUGGCUUGUUUAGGCAUAUGGACCAUAUCCAACAGAAAGGACAAUUAAGAUUGUACUGGAGUCUGUAGGGGGGUGUGUGUACUGUUUCUGAAGUAUGGUAUGCAAUAGACUAUGACAUCUUUUCCUUCUCCUGCAAUUCCUUUUGCAGAAGGAAUUAUUUUAUACAUGAUCUGCAUUGGUACUCUUGAUUCAGGAAACUGUAAAGCAUUUACUUUAUGUAACUUAUUUAUUUAUUGUAAAUAUUUUAGCAGUGUCUUUUAAGGAUUGGCAAUGGCUACAUUAAGUGGUGGAUGGUAAGAUUGUUAAAUUUAUCAAAAUUAAGCAAAUCAAAACUGGAAUUUGAGUUACAUGUUCAAUACCAACUUUUGUUGCUCAGUUUUUUCCCUUCAGUUUCUUAAAAGUAUGUAUUUCUUUGAUAUUUACAAUGUAGCUAUGGACAGAGAAUGAGAUGUAUCUGAAUUUAUUUUAUUAAAAUUUUUGAAUUAA
Pseudopipra pipra is the source of this 2430-nucleotide messenger RNA. It is a transcript of the gene SLC25A16, whose product is annotated as solute carrier family 25 member 16. The transcript is spliced from 9 exons. The coding region runs from base 97 to 1038 and encodes 313 amino acids. Gene Ontology annotation, cellular component: mitochondrial inner membrane. Gene Ontology annotation, molecular function: coenzyme A transmembrane transporter activity. Lineage: Eukaryota; Metazoa; Chordata; Aves; Passeriformes; Pipridae. The record is from RefSeq and is a predicted model, not a curated record. Gene Ontology annotation, biological process: mitochondrial coenzyme A transmembrane transport.